ACUCCAUCAAUUGAUUAUACAAAGACCUAAUAAAACAUGACAGAAAAGAAAAUCGGCAUUUUUCCUGCAUCAGGCAGCCUCGGCGGCAGCACCGUCAAGCAUCUGGCCUCGCUCAUCCCGGCAUCCAGCUUGAUUCUGAUUGCACGCAAACCUGAUACUCUGGCCGAGUGUAGUCGACAAGGUGCCGUAGUUCGACGCGCGGAUUACGAUGAAGACAGUUCACUGAAUCGCGUGUUUGAUGGUGUUGGAGUUUUGUUUUUGAUUUCGUAUGCUUCGUGUGAACAUGAGCAUCGUUCAAAGGCACACCGAAAAGCAAUCGACGCCGCUCUACGCAGCGGCGUAAAACAUAUCUUUUACUCCUCUCUCGCCUUUGCCGGAAACCUCACCAAAUCCUCCGAUGCACUAGUUAUGCGCGCCCAUCUCGAUACAGAGGCAUAUCUGGAAGAGUUGGGUCGUACCAAUGCACCAGAUUUCACCUAUACCAUCAUCCGCGAAGGUUUAUAUCAUGAAUCAUUCCCGAUAUAUACAUCCUUCUUCCAUCCUCAGGAAGUCAUCGAUGCUGUUACAGAUGACAACAUGAAGCGCCGACACCACGGCGGACCCAACGACCGCGGCGAAAUCCACGUUAAAAUUCCCCACGACGGCUCUGGACCGGGCGUUGCAUGGGCAAAACGGGACGAAUUGGGUGAGGCAACUGCCAAACUCAUCAAUUUAUACAUGCACAAUCCUUCCGGGUUCCCAUAUACGAACAGUACACUACUCCUCUCUGGCCCAAAAGCGCUUACACUAAAUGAAGUGAUUUCCAUAUUGGAAAAAUUGAUACGCGAAAGAACGAAUAGUGACAUUCGUAUCAAGAUUAAACAAGUUUCAGUUGAUGAGUAUGCAAGUCAACCGCAUGUUCCGCCAUUGUCGACGUAUCAUGGUGUUGAUCUCAGUCGGGAAUGGGCUACGGCUUGGGAGGCUAUCAGAAAAGGGGAAUGUGCGGUUGUGACGCCUGUGUUAAAGGAACUUUUGGGGAGGGAGCCGGAGGAUUUUGAGACGACGGUUAGGAACGAUUUGAGUAGGCAGUAUGCUUCAUAGACACUCAAUACGGUUCUGUACAAGUGUUUCUACUUCAUGAACGAGCUUAUUUAAUAGCUGCCAACGCUACGGUA
This is a messenger RNA of Talaromyces stipitatus ATCC 10500, 1154 nucleotides long. RefSeq names its product NmrA-like family protein. The coding region runs from base 37 to 1080 and encodes 347 amino acids. The transcript is spliced from 2 exons. NCBI's taxonomy places the organism in Eukaryota, Fungi, Ascomycota, Eurotiomycetes, Eurotiales, Trichocomaceae. The record is from RefSeq and is a predicted model, not a curated record.